Messenger RNA from Myotis brandtii (Brandt's bat), 1923 nucleotides. RefSeq names its product hexamethylene bis-acetamide inducible 2 (gene HEXIM2). Gene Ontology annotation, biological process: negative regulation of transcription by RNA polymerase II; negative regulation of cyclin-dependent protein serine/threonine kinase activity. Gene Ontology annotation, molecular function: 7SK snRNA binding; cyclin-dependent protein serine/threonine kinase inhibitor activity. The record is from RefSeq and is a predicted model, not a curated record. Gene Ontology annotation, cellular component: nucleoplasm; nucleus; cytoplasm. The coding region runs from base 890 to 1705 and encodes 271 amino acids. The transcript has 3 exons. NCBI's taxonomy places the organism in Eukaryota, Metazoa, Chordata, Mammalia, Chiroptera, Vespertilionidae.
CCAAGAACCCCGCCCUCCGGGAGAGGCGAGGCGGCGAGGCUGCCGGGACGGUUUGAGGACCAGGCCCGGCUGGGAAGACUCCAACCUUCACCUCCCAGGUCCCCGAUCCCACUUCCCGCCGUCUCCCGGCGUCGCCACUUCAGGCAGCCCACUGGGCCCGGUCUCGCCCCACGCCCGGACCGCCCCCCAGGGGGUGCUCUCACUGUGCAGCGAGUCCCUCCGCUGCCUCCUCCCAGCCCAAAAUGGCGGCGGCGGCCACCGCUCCUUCUCGUCGCCUUCCUCUAGGGCCCGGGAUCCCUCCGCGCCCACAGCCCCUCCCCCCUCGGCCGGAUCUAUUUUCUGCCUAGUAAAGAUUAACGCCAUCAAUGAACUCUUUAAUUGAGCUUGGGAGGAGAAUCCGGUUGUGCUUCCGCACGGCAAACGUCGACAUAAGCGGAAAUAUUGACAGACGAGCCGGCCAGUAAAAAGGCAGAGGUGAGCGCGGGAUGACUCCCGCGCAAGGCUAGAUGGGUUUUGGAGUUCGCGGGGUAGCUGUUGACGUGACAGGAUCUUGGGUCGCCUUCCAAGGCCAGAAGAACUACAAUCCCCAGCAGGCACCGCGCUGUAAAGGCUGUUCCCUCCCCCCUUCCUCCCCGCCCCACAACCUUAGCCCCUGAGCGGCUUGACCGGGGAGAGCUGCUGCAACUGCAGCAAGAGGUAGGGCUGAGGCGCUGGAAUUGCAGACGGGCGAUUGCACAGAAAGACAACAGAUGUAGUCGGUGUGCAUAGCCCUUGCCCUUGACAACAAAUAGCAGGUGUCACUAGUUAAAGGCAUCUGCUGAGAGAUUUGGAACAGAAGAAGGUGGCCCCUCCGAACCAGACCAACUGUAAUACAGAGCGAUCAGCAGCCAUGGAGGAGGCCAAGGCCUCUGACUCUUCUAGGAGCCCAGAAACACCCCCAGAGCCUCAUGACCCUGCUGGUUCCCUGCCCCUGACACCCCAGAUGGAGAGCCACUCAGAGGAGGAAGAUCCUUCCGGGGCUGGCGGUGGUCUGGGCUGCAAUAGUAGGGGUGCCCGGACCCAGAACCCCAGGGGCUGCUCAGUGGAGGCGGUGCUGGGCCGCAAGAAGCACCGCCGGCGGCCCUCCAAGCGCAAGCGGCACUGGCGGCCCUACCUGGAGCUGAGCUGGGACGAGAAGCAACAGCGGGACGAGAAGCAGGGCCAGAGGGCCUCCCGGCUCCGAGAGGAGAUGUUCGCCAAGGGCCAAGCUGUGGCGCCCUACAACACCACCCAGUUCCUGAUGAAUGACCGAAACCCCGAGGAGCCUGACCUGGAUGUGCCCCAGGGGGCCUCGCACCCAGGCUCCAGUGAAGAGAGUGAGGCCGAGGACAGUGGCGGGCCGGUCCAAGCUCCUGGCGAGUUCCAGCAGAGGGACUUCUCGGAGACCUAUGAGCGCUUCCACACGGAGAGCCUGCAGGGCCGCAGCAAGCAGGAGCUGGUGCAGGACUACCUGGAUCUGGAGCGCAGGCUGUCGCUGGCUGAGGAGGAGACCCGGAAGCUGCAGCAGCUGCAGGGGCGCGCCAGCCGCCAGUCCUGUCGCCAGGUUGAGGAACUGGCUGCUGAGGUGGAGAGGCUCCGGACAGAGAACCAGCGGCUUCGGCAGGAGAAUGAGAUGUGGAAUCAAGAGGGCAGCCAGGCACCUCGGGGUGCCCCCUCACCAGUUUAGCCCAAGGAGACAGUUCCAUUUAAUGCACAUGUAGGCCAGCUGGGUCUCAAGGUGGCAGGUGGUGGAUGAAAAUCACUCCCAUCACCCUUGUGCCCCCUGAGAACAGUUUGAAUUCCACCUUGUCAUUUCCACAGUUUGUUCUUUGAUGGCAUUAUUAUUAUUAUUAUUAUUAUUAUUUAAAAUUUCAGAUAGGAAGGGAGAUGGAGAGAGAGAAACAU